AUGGCGAAGGCGUAUGAUAGAGUAUCACGGAUCUUCCUCUCUAAGGUGCUUAGAAGUUUUGGCUUCUCAGAAAGAAUAAUAGACAUGGUGGUAAGGCUGGUGUCUAACAAUUGGUACUCAGUUAUCAUAAAUAGGCAAUCCUUUGGUUUUUUUCAGUCAACUAGAGGAUUGAAGCAAGGGGACCCUCUCUUACCAACCCUCUUUAUCAUAGCAGCUGAAGUUCUGGCUAGAAAUCUAAAUAAGCUUUCUAAGGAUCAAAAUUUUAAGGGAUUUGGAUUACCAAAGUGGAGCCCAGAGAUUAACCAUUUAUCUUAUGCAGAUGAUACUAUUUUGUUUUAUUCAGGACAUCCUAAUUCAAUGAAAAAGAUGAAGAAUGUAUUAAGGGGCUAUGGAAUAGUGUCUGGAAAAAUGAUAAAUAUUGACAAAUGUCUCUUCUAUUUGCAUGAGAAGGUACCAGUAGGAACUUGCAGACAAAUAAAAAAAGAUUACAGGUUAUGGAAUGCUAUCAUUGAAACAGAUUCAUUAAGUCUCAAGAAGAUCAUUCUGAAGACUUGGAGGAUUCCUUGGGAAAUAAUAGAAAAGGUGGAGGAAAUACGGGAGCUACUUCAGAAGACCAGAGCAACAAUUACUCAUGUCUUCAGAGAGGGUAACUGUUUGGCUGACGCCUUGGCUAAUAUAGCCAUUGAAUCACAAACAGAUCAUGAAUAUCAGGCUUGGCAAGAGCUCCCUCUGGUGUUAAGGAAGAUCCUAAAUUCAGAUAAAGCACAAAUUCCUAACUAUAGGAUCAAGACUCGCAGAAUCACUCAUAAUGAUACAUAA
Messenger RNA from Solanum tuberosum (potato), 819 nucleotides. RefSeq lists its product as uncharacterized. The transcript is spliced from 2 exons. Bases 1 to 819 code for a protein of 272 amino acids. Gene Ontology annotation, molecular function: RNA-DNA hybrid ribonuclease activity; nucleic acid binding. The record is from RefSeq and is a predicted model, not a curated record. NCBI's taxonomy places the organism in Eukaryota, Viridiplantae, Streptophyta, Magnoliopsida, Solanales, Solanaceae.